Akanthomyces muscarius is the source of this 768-nucleotide messenger RNA. RefSeq lists its product as uncharacterized. NCBI's taxonomy places the organism in Eukaryota, Fungi, Ascomycota, Sordariomycetes, Hypocreales, Cordycipitaceae. The transcript has a single exon. The coding region runs from base 1 to 768 and encodes 255 amino acids. The record is from RefSeq and is a predicted model, not a curated record.
AUGCAUCUCAUCCUCACCGGCGCCACCGGCCUCGUCGGGUCUUCCGUUCUGGAGGCCAUGAUCAAGGCCAAGGACGUGACCAAAAUCUCCGUCCUCAGCCGCCGGCCCAUUCCUCUGGCCGAGGACGCCAAGAGCCCCAAGGUCAACGUCAUCAUCCACCGCGACUUUGAGCAGUACGACGCCGGCCUCCUGCGCCAGCUCAGCGACGCCCAGGGCUGCGUUUGGGCGCUCGGCAUCAGCCAGACCAAGGUCGACAGGGAUGCGUACGUCAAAAUCACCCAAGACUACGCCCUGGCCGCGGCCGCGUCCUUUACGACCCUCGGCCGGCCGCAGCAGCCCUUUCGCUUCGUCUACGUCUCGGGCGAGGGCGCCACGCACACGCCCGGCCGCUUCUCCGCCAUCUUUGCCCGCGUAAAGGGCGAGACGGAGCAGCGGCUCGCGGACCUCGCCGGCGCGUCGCAGGGCGCGCUGCAGGCCGACUCGGUCCGUCCGGGCUUCGUGGACGCGGCACAGCACGAGGCCAUCAGGCCGUACGUGCCGGACCCGGGCCUGCUCGCCCGCGCGGCCUCGACCGUCCUGGGCCCCGUGGUGAGGGCGGCCAUGCCCGGCAGCCACUCGCCGACGCCGAUGCUGGGCAGCUUCCUGACGCAAAUGGCCCUGGGGACCAAGGACGACGCUGGUCUGCAGGCCAGCGGUGCCUUUCGCCUGGGACCCUCCUGGAUCGUGCCCAAUGUUGCGAUUCGCAAGUCGAUGGGCUUGAACGCCUGA